UCUCUUAAAGAGACCAGUCAAUCUCUAUCUUCAAUGGAUACAGACGCGAAAAUGUCAUCCCUUGAGCCAAUGGACCUCCUCUCAGAAUCAUGGUGCAGCUCAGCCAUCCAAGUCUUUCAACCAGCAAUUAGAGAGAGUUCCAUCAUGCCACUUGAAACCAAUAACAACUCUCCAUCACUGAAGAGUGAUAAAAACCUCAAGUUGGAAGAUGGUGAGAGCAAGUUAUUACCACCAUGGAAACUUGAUGAUUUGAAGUCAUGGAUAUGGGUGCAACAGGCAAUGCAUCCUGAACUCGAUUAUGAUAUAUGCUUCAGAAAGAAAUGGUUCUCCAAGAAGUUCAAAUCAUGGACAGGGAACUCAAUAAAGAAAUGGGUGAAGGAAAUGAAACGGAAGAGGAAGGAGGAGGAACGACUACAAAGAGCAGAGGUGCAUGCAGCCAUAUCAGUUGCAGGGGUUGCAUCUGCACUUGCAGCCAUCGCAGCAGAUAAUACAGCUGCCAAUCAAGCAAAGUCAUUGAAGGAAACAGCAGUGGCCUCUGCUGCUGCUUUAAUCGCAGCCCAAUGUGCACAAGUUGCAGAAGCUGCAGGUGCAAGGAAGGAUCAGCUUGCUUCAGCUAUCGAUGCUGCCACAACUGCUACUGAUGCAAGCAACAUCAUCACCCUCACUGCUGCUGCAGCAACAUCAUUAAGAGGUGCAGCAACACUACGGGGAAGGCCAGAUCACAAGGAGAGGAUAAAGGGGAGUGCAUUAAGAAAUGGGAAUGACGGGGUUGACUUUGACUAUGAGAGGUGCAGGGCAUUGCUGGCAAAGGGAGAGGAGCUUCAAGUGAGAACACCAGAUGGGAAAUGCAGGUUUAGGACAGUGACUAUUGUUCUUAACAUAGAUGGUCAGGUCCUUUUAAAGAUAAAGAAACUCCAUCUUCUGACUGUCUUUUCAAGUGCCAAAGAAAGUAUCGUGUACAACUUGCACGGAAAGCCUGUUAAAGAGCCCAUUGAGGACGGUGUUGCAUAUUUCUCCAUCAAUAUGACAACAAGCCAGGGAAGGAUAGAACUCAUAAUUGAUGAUUACAUGCAAUACAGAACAUGGACGGUGACCAUAAAUCACAUGCUAAUGCUCACCGCAAGCUUUGGAAAAUGUGGAAGUCCACUUCUGUAGAAACUGUAUUCGAUUGAUUGUGCAAAAAAAAUUGUGAAUUUUUACUCUUUUUUCAUGUUCACAAAUGUUUGAACAUAGGGAAUAAUGUGUGAAGUUUGUAUCUUGCUACAUGUGUUUGUGAUUUCAACAUAUAUUUAUAAAUAAA
Asparagus officinalis (garden asparagus) is the source of this 1300-nucleotide messenger RNA. RefSeq names its product VAN3-binding protein. The transcript is spliced from 7 exons. The record is from RefSeq and is a predicted model, not a curated record. Bases 34 to 1155 code for a protein of 373 amino acids. Lineage: Eukaryota; Viridiplantae; Streptophyta; Magnoliopsida; Asparagales; Asparagaceae.